This is a messenger RNA of Gilbertella persicaria, 1313 nucleotides long. Its product is annotated as nucleotide-diphospho-sugar transferase. The record is from RefSeq and is a predicted model, not a curated record. Gene Ontology annotation, biological process: biosynthetic process. Gene Ontology annotation, cellular component: cytoplasm. The transcript has 7 exons. Bases 18 to 1247 code for a protein of 409 amino acids. Lineage: Eukaryota; Fungi; Mucoromycota; Mucoromycetes; Mucorales; Choanephoraceae.
UUUUUUUUUUUCAAACAAUGUCAGAGUCAAAAGCUGUUAUUCUUGUUGGUGGUCCUUCCAGAGGCACUCGUUUCAGACCUCUUUCACUUAACUGCCCUAAACCUCUUUUCCCUGUUGCAGGUCGUCCCAUUAUCUCUCAUCAUCUUGAUGCUUUGUCCAAAGUCAAUGGCUUAAAAGAAGUCUUGAUUAUUGGUUUAUUUGAAGAUAAGGUCUUUGCUCCUUAUAUCGAUAAUGCAGCUAUUGAAUUUCCUCAACUGAAAAUUCGUUAUCUUCAUGAGUAUCAAGCUUUAGGUACAGCAGGUGGCAUUUAUCAUUUCAGAGAUGAAAUAUUACGUGGACACACCAAGCAGUUCUUUGUGAUGCAUAUUGAUAUCGCUUGUUCUUUCCCUUUGAAUGAAAUGGUUGAAGCUCAUAAAGGUCAUCGAAACAUCUGUACUAUGCUUGGUACUAAAGUGCCUCAUAGUGAAGCCACCAAGUAUGGUAGUCUGAUUGCUGAUCCUCAGACCAACCAAGUACUUCACUAUGUUGAAAAGCCAGACACGUUCAUUUCUGAUUUGAUCUCUUGUGGUGUCUUUUUGUUUGACGUGACUGUGUUUGCUGAAAUGAAAAAGGCCUUGGACAAGAAAGAAAGUCAAGAACAAGGUGACUUUUUCUCUUCUCAUGAUGAAUUGCGUUUAGAACAAGAUAUUUUGAGACCUUUGACAGAAAACAACAAUCUUUAUGUUCAUGUCACAAAGCAAUUCUGGAGACAGAUCAAGACAGCCGGAUCUGCUAUUUCUGCCAAUGCUCUUUAUCUUGAAGCUGAGGCUCGUGAAGGUUCUGAUCGUUUGGCUAAGAAUGUGCCUGGUGGACCCGAAAUCAUUGGUGCUGUCUAUAUUCAUCCUUCUGCUCAUGUUGACCCCACAGCCAAACUCGGCCCUAAUGUCUCUAUUGGCCCUCGUGUGAACAUUAUGGGUGGUGUACGUGUCAAGGAUUCAAUUUUACUUGACAGUGUUCAUGUGGGUAAAGCCAGCUGUGUCCUUCAUUCUAUCAUUGGCUGGAACAGUCGUAUUGGUUCUUGGGCACGCGUGGAGGGUUGUCCAGUGCAUGAAGAAGAUAGUUCUAUGAUGAAGAAUGGUGUCAAGAGUCAAAGCAUUACUAUCUUGGGCAAAGAUGUUUCUGUCAUGGACGAAACUAUUAUCCGCAACUGUAUUGUGUUGCCUCACAAAGAACUCAAGGCUUGUUUCCAUAAUGAAAUUCUUAUGUAGAAAAAGCGUCACAAAUGUAAUAAAAUUUUUAGAUGCUUUAAAGAGAUUAUCUUGCAGAAAAAGAAA